GCAAGGUGCACUCGAUGGGGAUGGAGUGAAUUAGAGUGAAUGUAUGUAGUAGACGAUGUUGUUGUUAGGGUUGCGUUGCAGCAGUCGCUAGGGCCCACCAACCAACCCAUUAUUUGUUGAAUGUGUCCCCCCUCCUCCUCUUCCUCGUCGAGGCCACUGGUGUUGCUGUGGUUCUUGUUGUAGUCGAUGCACCAGUAGGAGAACUUGCCCGACAAGUGCUGGAUUGGAGUAAGCCAUUGGCCUCCGUCGAGGCUGUUUGUGUUUUGGGCGAGCCACGUCGAGCUGAGGCCACCUUGGCACUUUCCGGCUGUUGCUCCCCUCGGGUGGUCCACAUCAAUCCUCAGCCUUCUCCCAGACUCCUCAGUGGAACCUGCCGACCGCUCAACCCUUGUGGGCUUCUUCGUACAUUUCAACUCAUUCUGGGCAUUGGUCGCCGCCGUCGUGGCUGUCCUCGACAGCCUCGCACUCCUCCGCGUGUGUUCCAAAUCCCCCCGUCCUCGCUCUGUCUCUCCUGUCUGUAUGCUAGUUAGCUCAGCCCUUCUCCCGCCCACACGCCCAUACGCCCACUAGGGGAUUCGCUUACCAUCUUCUCCUGACUGAAUCGCCCAUUUCCCCUCCCCCUCGUCGGUGGGAAGUUGCACAUUGUUCUCACUCCCCUGCCCUCCCCUCCAAAGUCAGACUGGUUCCAACGAGCAUCCUGCUCGGCCAGACCAUAAUAUCUCCAAGACCGUUCGUUGGCAGUAGUGGAGAGACCGAGGCCACUGAGGAUGAGGACCGAGGAAAGCUAGUAGUAAUGGCGGCUAAAAGCACACAGUCCCCAUUGGAAGCGGGUUUAUCCCUGGGCCUUUAUCAUUGGAUUAGGGCGUAGUGGCCCCCAUUCCGCGUGUUUCACCUCCAUAUCACAUCUCCCUCUAUUCCGAGGUCGCACUUUUGGCCCGGGACCGGCAAAAAGGUCUUGGAACACAUUGACCAGAUAAAAGUCGUUUCGACCAUUCGGGAUACGUGAUCGCCUUGGGUGAUCACCUCCCCCCCACCACAAUUCAAGCUGGAGUUAAUGGAACUAGAGAACAUUGUCGCCAACACGGUCUACUUAAAGGCUCGCGAAGGUGGGCCCGACAACAGCAAAGGCCGAAGCAAAAAAUGGCGAAAGCUUUUGGCAUUUCCCCACAUUUCAGUGGUCAUAGGAAUGGCGGAGACGCUCUCGGCCGUUUCUUAUGACUACAUUGUGGACCAACAGCCCAUCGGACAAAAGCUCUUCCGACUGUUCUGUGUCAAGCACAAGAAAGAGUAUUACCACUACAACGAAUUCUUGGACGAUAUCGACGCUUACGAGCUCGAGGUGGAGGAUGCCAGGGCGGAAUCCGCCCACAACAUCGUCCAAAAGUUCCUAACCCGUCCGGCUGCCUCGGAUUCCGGGGUGGACACGUGUGAGGAGCAUCCUCCUGAAAGUGAUAAGUUCAUCGACGUUUUGAGUGAAGACACGAUCUCGAACGUGGUGAAGAACAUAGACUCAGGGUCCCGCGACCUCUUCCUCAAAUGUACUACCGAAGUCAAGACCUACCUCUCGGACGAGCCAUUCAAAGAGUUCAGGGAAUCCAUGUAUUUUGACAGAUAUCUCCAAUGGAAAUACCUGGAACGACAGACUGUCACCUAUAAGACUUUCCGGAUGUAUCGGGUCUUGGGCAAGGGCGGCUUUGGGGAGGUGUGCGCUUGUCAGACCCGAGCUACCGGCAAAAUGUACGCUUGUAAGAAGCUCGAGAAGAAGCGAGUCAAGAAACGAAAAGGCGAAUCCAUGGUACUUAGUGAAAAGCUCAUUCUUCAAAAGAUCAAUUCACGCUUUGUGGUGAAUUUGGCGUAUGCCUUUGAAACCAAAGACGCUCUCUGUCUAGUGCUCACCAUUAUGACGGGCGGUGAUCUCAAAUUUCAUAUCUACAACAUGGGUGGAGAGCCCGGCUUCUCUGAGGCCAGAUCCAAGUUCUACGCAGCCGAAGUCCUCCUUGGACUGGAUCACCUUCACUCAAAUGGAAUUGUGUAUCGUGAUUGUAAGCCUGAAAACAUUCUUCUCGACGAGAAUGGCCAUGUUCGCAUUUCUGACCUAGGUCUGGCCUUGGAAAUUCCCGACGGUGAAGUGGUUAGAGGGCGCGUUGGGACGGUAGGCUACAUGGCCCCCGAGAUCAUUGACAAUGAAAAGUACACCUUCAGUCCGGAUUACUUCAGUCUGGGGUGCCUUAUCUACGAGAUGAUCGAGGGCCGAGCCCCAUUCCGCGCCCGCAAAGAGAAGGUCAAACGCGAGGAGGUCGACCGUCGGGUGAAAGAGAUGGACGAGCCCUACUCGAAAAAGUUCUCCGAUGAGGCUCAAAGCGUCUGUCGAGGACUUUUGAAAAAGAAAGUGGGCUCGAGGUUAGGCUGCUCCUCCGGUCGUCACGGUGCCAAGGAGGUCAUGGCCCUCAGUUGGUUUUCCGAACUCAACUGGGUUCGACUCAAAGCGGGCAAGGAAAAAGCACCGUUCGUCCCCGACCCGCACGCAGUGUACGCCAAGGAUGUUCUCGACAUCGAGCAGUUUUCCACCGUAAAAGGUGUUAAUCUGGACUCGAAAGACGACACGUUCUACAACCGUUUCAACACGGGUGCUGUGUCUAUUCCUUGGCAAGAAGAGAUGCUGGAAACGAAAGUAUUCGAGGACCUGAACGUCUUCGGUCCUGACGAUUCUCUCCCACCUGACUUAGAUAUCAAUGUCAUCCCUGAACCGGAACCCAAAGGCUGUAUCCCAUUCUUAAGACACAAAGUCUUUCGACGAAAGAUAAAUGAACGCGCACCGCAAAGUCAUUCUCAAACUAGUAAUCCCGAGCGAUAAAGGAUCUCACUUUUUGUGCAAAACCAUUCUUAGUACUGCUGAAUAUCCCUUGAAAGCUGUUUAUCCACCUUGUACCCACCCCCAUGCCCAUGAAAUUCAUGAUCAGUGCUUGUCCUACCCUAUCACUCAUUUUGUGUUUAUGAUUCAUGCAGAUUUCUGUCGUCCGUCAUCUCUUCCAGCCCGAAAUGGAAACCUGAAUGAAGCUUUGUAAUAAUCAUAACAAUAAUAAAAUGAAAGAUUCCCCCUUGCCCCAAAAUAAGUCCCCUUGAUUCAGAAAAUCUCUCUUUGCCUUGAACCGUUCAACUACACGAAAAAGGACUGUCCUUCUUGCCGCUCUACUUCACACGAAACUAACCCUUCAAUCCCCUAUUCUGACUGGCUGACACACAGUAGUUCGUUGUUUAAGAAAGACGUCUCUGUAUCCAUUGCAAUCACUUAAUCUCUGCAUAUUAUUGUGUUUCUUAUCUAUAUCAACAAUAUGAUUUCAUUGUUAUGAACCUUGUACCAACAAAAGGAACCACAGCACACAAAACACCUACAAAUGCAUUAUUCUAUUUGAGUAAAGUGGCUAAUAUUCAAACUCCCCUGCUCGUUUCGUAGCAUUAUUCUCGUCAUCAUGGAAAGUACUAUUUUCAACUUCAUUAAUUUUUUUCAUAUAACAAACCAAACCAUAACAACGCUAUUAUCCAUUUUCAAAUUACUAGAAUCAAACGAAAGUCAAGUGCCGCUAAGCCGGUGGAAAUGAUCACAUGUUACUACCGUGUUGCCGUCAAUCAAGUCAGACACAAGUCUUGAUACAAAUCAGAAAUAAAUCGCCGCUUCAUGUGUGAACUUUUGUCACGUCCUCUCAAGUCAAGUCAGUUUCGGCCGUUGAUGCGUAACUUUCUUCUUUCGACACAAUCCUAACGCGUCGUUCCCACAUCUUCAGAUACCACAAUUCAUAUUCAGACCACCUCUUUCUCCGACGAUAUCAUUGUACUUACAACACUGCUCGGAUCAUUCAUGUGAUUAAGGCCAUACUUUCAGGAAUAAAUAGAGCUCAAAGAAAAA
Molecule: messenger RNA, 3904 nt
Organism: Tigriopus californicus
Lineage: Eukaryota; Metazoa; Arthropoda; Copepoda; Harpacticoida; Harpacticidae
Gene: Gprk2
Product: G protein-coupled receptor kinase 2-like
Exons: 2
Coding region: 1055-2854 (599 amino acids)
Biological process (GO): protein phosphorylation; signal transduction; regulation of signal transduction
Cellular component (GO): cytoplasm
Molecular function (GO): ATP binding; G protein-coupled receptor kinase activity
Source: RefSeq, a predicted model, not a curated record